Molecule: messenger RNA, 6014 nt
Organism: Mercenaria mercenaria
Lineage: Eukaryota; Metazoa; Mollusca; Bivalvia; Venerida; Veneridae
Exons: 3
Coding region: 177-2066 (629 amino acids)
Biological process (GO): positive regulation of DNA-templated transcription
Cellular component (GO): chromatin; nucleoplasm
Molecular function (GO): ubiquitin-protein transferase activity; zinc ion binding
Source: RefSeq, a predicted model, not a curated record
UGUCUUUCAACACAAGAAAUGUGAUUUUCCAACUUUCUGUUUAAAACAAACAUUUUACUGACAAUGAAUGUGUAAGAAGAAUAAUCUGGCAUUACAUUCAAGGCAAUUUGUGGCAGAUUAUGACAAACACAGUCAAAUAGCAGAGAAUAAUUGUGUUACAAACACGAAAACAGGAUAUGGAGGUACCUGGAAGAAGGUCUGAAGUGCCAUUCAAAGGCCAAGAAGAAAGAUCAAGUGUUGAAGACAGUAAAGUGUUCUGUCAGCCAUGUAGCAGUGAUGAAGACUGGGCGUUCGCAGUGGGAUACUGUCAAAACUGUAGUGAGUAUUUCUGCCAGACAUGCUUAAAACUUCAUUGUAAACAGUCUAUAAGCAAACAUCAUGUGAUCUUAGAAGGUGAAAAUAUGCCUGGAGAAAAAGUAUCUUCACACCCUCUUGGUACUUGUUCGGAAUUCUGUUCUCGGCACACCAAUGAAAUCCUGAAAUUCUACUGUCCCUCCCAUGAUGAUGUAGGGUGUGGUGACUGUAUAGUGCUGGAACAUAAUACAUGCAGAGUAGAACGUAUCCAAGAUAUCUCCAGCAACUACUACAAUGGGCCUGAACAUGGGGAUUUACAAAGAAAGGUUGAACAGCUCUGUGAAGAUAUAAAAAAUGUAGCUAAAGAAAUGAAAGAGAGCAAUGAAAACAAAAAUGAGUCAUAUUCCAAAGCUUUAGAAGAUAUAUCAGCAUUCAGAAAAGAGAUAAAUGAUCAUUUUGACAGAGCAGAAGCUGAAAUAAUAGCUGAUCUAAACAACAGAAGAGAAGAAGAUGAACAACUACUGUCAAAACUGACAAAAAUGAAACAAUGUUUGGAAAGGGAUAUCAUGGAAAUGCAAAAGAAAUUACAGCUUCAGUCAAAUAAAGCAAAUGAUGUGUUUGUGGCAGCAAAGAAAAUAAAGAAACAAAUUGCAAGAACUGACAGCAGUGUCAAGCAGAUGUUACAAAACUGCCAAAUACAUGUAGAUCAGUACAGAUUUAAACCAUCCUCCCAUAUCAAAAAUAUCAUUUCAUCUGCUACUUCAUUAGGAGAUGUAACAGAAUAUGAAAGCCUGAAAACUGAUCAGUCAGUUCUGGAGGAUCAAUCCAGAAGAGACACAGGAAAGCUAACAGAGUGCAGAAGCAAGAACCAUUCUGAUAUUAAGAGUCUAGAAGACAUGGAACCGGAACAAGAAGACAUGGAACCAGAACUAGAAGACAUGGAACCAAAAUUUGAAAGUGCAAUCCAGAUAAUAUCCACUGAAGAUACAUCAGAUUGUGCUAUUCUUGCAUCAGCCAUAAUUUCACCCAGUAAGAUAGUACUAGCAGACUGUGCUAACUACUGUGUGAAAAUAGUUGACACUGAAAAAAAGAAGCUAGAAGCCCGGUAUGAACUGAGUAGUCAACCAAAAGAUGUAGCUACUAUCUGUGAGAACCAGCUUGCAGUUUUACUUCCAGAUGAACAAGAAAUUCUAAUUCUAACACUCAUACAUAAUAUGUUCACAGAAAUUCGACGCAUUAAGAUAAAGUACUGGGGUGGAAAAAUCCUUUUUCAAAAAGGAACAUUCAUAACAGCGUAUGACCAUGGUGUAGAUAUUCUGGAUACUGAUGGAAAGUUAAUAAAAACUAUUCCUACAGAACAACAUAAAUUUCUUAAGAGCAUAGCAUUUGCUCCUGAUUCAAUGUCAUUUUAUGCAUCUUAUUUCUGUCAGACAAGUCUUACAUGGCCUAACAUUGUUCAGAAGUAUGAUUUGGCUGGAAAUCGCUUAGCAGAAUACACCAGUUUGGAUGAAAAUCUUGAAAGUGUUCGAGGUAUCACUGUAGCUAAAGAUGGUACAGUGAUUAUGUGUAACUAUGGUGCAAACUUAAUUUCUGGUAACAUUCAUUUGUUGUCUCCAGAUUGCAAGUUGAUAAAAGAAGUUUUAACAAACAACAAUGACAUGAAUCCAUUUUGUGUUUCUUUUUGUGAUGAAACCAAAAGGCUUUUUCUUUGUAACAAAGAUAUUAUACAUCCAUACAGGAAUAAUGUUCUGAAAGUUUUUCAGAUGAAAUAAGUGUAUUGAACUGGAAACAAGAGGGCCUAGGUUGCUCACCUGAGAAACACACCAUAACAGUGUUAACAUGUCUGACCUAGUGAUUUCAUGGCAACAAAUAUUCUGGCCAAUUUUCAUUAGAACUGGACCAAAAAUGUGGUCUCUUGAGUUUAAACAAGUAUCUUCUUUGACAUGCCCUAGUGACCUAGUUUUUGACCCCAGAUGACCUAUAUUCAACAUGACCUAGAUUUCAUAGAGGCAAUCAUUCUGGUCAAAUUUCAUGAAAAUCAAUUGAAAAAUACAGCCUCUAUCGCAUACACAAUGUUUUUUUUUGUUUUGACCUAGUGACCUACUUUUUAAAACCAGUUGACCCAUUUUUGUACUUGACCUAGAUUUUAUCAGGGCAAUCAUUCUGACUAAAUUUCAUGAAGAUCAAUUGAAAAAUACAGCUUCUAUGGAAUACACAAUGUUUUUUUUAUUUGACCUACUGACUACUUUUUGACCCCAGAAGACCCAUAUUUGAACUCAACCUAGAAUUCAUUUAGGCAAUUAUUCAGACCAAAUUUCAUGAAGAUCAAUUGAAAAAUACAGCCUCUUUCGCAUACACAAGCUAAAUGUUGUCAGACGACAGACAGACAGACGCCGGAUAUUGAGCGAUCACAAUAACUCACCUUAGCCUGAGCUUAAAAGUGAAAUGUGUAACUAUGUACAUUUAUACAUAAUUAGUGUAAAACUGACAACACAAGAGGUUGUUUUACACGAAAAAUGCCUGUCUCCCACCACUUACAAUGCAGAAAUAGUAAAAUUCCACAUAUCAAGGGCAAUAACUCCAGCAAUAUACACAGUGAGACUUUGCAGAGGUAAUUCCUGUGAAGUUUGGUGGAAUUCCAACCAGUGAUAUAGAAGAAAUUGCACAAAAACUUUAACCUGAAAUUUUAAGUAAAAAGGUGUGUAUGUGGAAGGGAUAUCGACAUAGACGAGGAUGCCAGUUUGAGUAGGAUAGCUCUCUAUCUUAGAUAUUUUCUUCAAAUGUAGAAAAUCCUCCUGUAUUUAAUUUUACUAGAUAUAUUAAUUGUAUAUGUAGAGCUAGCUACAUUCAUGAUUAAAUUUCAUGCAAUAACAGUCCAUUGUUUAAAACUUCUAGUUUUUUAAAGGUCGUACACAUUUAUAAUGUGUUUAGCUUUACAUGUAUACAGUGUGUACUAUUUUAAUGUACUAUUUUAAACCUAAUGCAAAGUAUUGUUAAUACAUAUAAACUUGUUUAUCUUAUGUAGCACUUGUUCAUAUUUUCAAAUAUGAAAUUUUGGUCUAUUAUAACUUUAACAAUAGUGACUAGUUAGAUAUGAUUGGAAACAAUCUUAUGAUAUCUGAAGAUGACAUAAACAGACACACUGACUUCAUGCAAACAAUUCAAAAAAGAAAUAUUCUAAAUGUAAGCAGACAGUAAUUCAAAAGAUUAAAAUGUUUCUGCAAUACAGUAUUUGAACAGGGAAAUUAAUAUGAAAUGAGUAUGUUAGUGAUAACUUACAAAAUCUGAACAGAAAUAAAUAUUUCAAAUAUUGGCUAACCAUACAUGCCAUAUCUCCCACCGGGAGGCUUUUUCUCCCGUAUUUUCAGUAUAUCUCCCGGUCUCCCGCCGGGACAUGAAAACCUCCCGUAAAAAAAUAAAUUCAGAAAAAAAGUCCUCUGUCGAAAAAUCGUAUCUCGGACCCAAUGUAGACCUUUAGAAAAUACUUGAAAUUCAAUAUCGAGUAGCCCGGAAAUACAUUUCAAACAUAAUUUUCAUACUUGUCUAUAAUCCCUAGCUUGUUUAUCGAGAGAUACACGCCUGAGGCAUUAAUGAAAAGAGACAUAAAUAUGAACUUCGUAUCAAAUAUGCUACUGACCAUACAACAUUUAACAUUUUGACUGAUACAUAAAUAUUUACUUAAUAUUUAAAGUGCUGACUUGCAACAUUUGAACAGAUUUACAAAAAUGAACUAAGUAUCUGAAGUGCUGACUUACAAGUAUUGGUCAACAAAAUUUGAACAGAGAUAUAUAUGCAAAUUGAGUAUUGUUAGUGCUGUCUAACAGCUUGAACAGAGAUAUAUAUGCAAAUUUAGUAUUGUUAGUGCUGUCUUGCAACAUUUGAACAGAGAUAUAUAUGCAAAUUGAGUAUUGUUAGUGCUGUCUUGCAACAUUUGAACAGAGAUAUAUAUGCAAAUUGAGUAUUGUUAGUGCUGACUAACAGCUUGAAGAGAGAUAUAUAUGCAAACUGAGUAUUGUUAGUGCUGUCUUGCAACACUUGAACAGAGAUAUAUAUGCAAAUUGAGUAUUAUUAGUGCUGUCUAACAGCUUGAACAGAGAUAUAUAUGCAAAUUGAGUAUUGUUAGUGCUGUCUUGCAACAUUUGAACAGAGAUAUAAUAUGCAAAUUGAGUAUUGUUAUUGCUGUCUUGCAACAUUUGAACAGAGAUAUAUAUGCAAAUUCAGUAUUGUUAGUGCUGUCUAACAGCUUGAAGAGAGAUAUAAAUAUGAGCGGAGUAUACCAGUGGUGACCUACAACAUUUGAACAGAGAUAUAAGUACAAGCUGAAUAUUGUUAGUGCUGACUUACAAAAUUUGAAGAGAGAUAUAAAUACGAGCUGAGUAUUGCUAGUGCUGACUUUCAACAUUUGAACAGAGUUGCAGAUACAAAUCGAAUAUCUAGGGUGCUAGCAAACAAUAUUUAAAGUGGAAUUAUAUGCAUUUUUCAAGUAAAGAUCAUGCUUAAAUAGAUGUGUUUGUAAAAAGGGUGAAGGAAAUUAUAGCUUUUAACCCAACAUACCAAACUCUUCCUGUUACCAGUACGAAAUAAUAAGUUUCCAAAUAUGACUUUUCUUAUUUUGAGUGGGGCAGUCUUUUUAAAAAACGUCACACUGCAAGCAGGAGUUGCUUCCCUUCUACUUCAGAAAUUUCCAUUUUCAGGUAAGGGAGAUCAUUGCGCAGAAGACUGAAAAAAUAUCUAUUAUUUUAUCCGUCCAUUUUCUUUAUUUUUAAAGCAUCAACUUUAAAUACUAAUGCGGCAUUAUCGUUAAUUUAACACAUCUAAAUGCACAGCAACCGAAAGUUGCUUUUAUAGAAUACUCACCCAAAACACACUAUAUGCAGUAUUAGAUGCACAUAAUGCCACUUUAAAGGUAGUUCUGCAUGUUCAGGAAAGUAUUGGCUAACAACAUAUGAAUAGAGUUGUAAAUAAAAACUAAGUAUUUAACAUGCUGACUUACAACAUUGGUGGAUCUGUUUGUUUAAUACCACACUAUAAUGACAAAUGAAAAAGAUUCUGACUGGUCUUCACAUCAUAUUUUGUGUGAAUGAGCAUAUAUUAUUUUAUAACAAGCGCUUGUUUUUGAGUCUGUAGUUACUGAUCUUAAUACAAUUUUGCCAUUCACUUGUAAAUGCUGAUGAAUGAAAGUGUUUAGCUUAUAUUAAACCUUUUUUUCCAUGUACAAAAUAAUAUAUAGCAGAUGUAUGUAUUAAUAUAUUCAAACAUGGUGUAGUGGUUAAACAUCAUAACCCUAGUGAAUUAUUCUAUGUGGAGUAAAACCUACUCAGAUGGUUUGAAUAAAUUAAAACAUGUUUUUUUUAUAUAUUAUUUUGAUUCUAAUAUACCUUUUAUGUAAAUAACUUGUAUGAAAUAGUGAAAAAAAAUUUCUUUGCACCAAACUGUAGGUCAAUGUGAUAUCAACGUAACCAAGGUUACACACCACCCAGUAUAAUUUAAGAGUGCCUAGACAUCCAGAAAAUGAAUCUGUGCACCUAGUAAUCGAUUCAGAGUGUGUGAAUUAAAUGUAACUUUGUUUCACUAUAUUAUUUCAAUUCUGAAAUGUAUUUUGAAUAAAAUAGUAGAUCAAAUAUAGUAGAAUUCUUUCUCAUACGGUGCCAAAUAAUACAUGUAGGUCGCUCUGACAUCAAUAUUACCAUGCCUGUCAAGGUUUUUCUAUGAUCUGACUU